CCGAGUCGAAAAUUGCUUGCGGCUCUCGCAAAGAUGGACGACGAUGAAGAAGCUCCACCUCUCGCUGUCGAAAUCGACCAACCCUUUUCAAGUGGGCCCACCGACGUCGACGAUCCCGUCGGUGUCACCGUCAUCACCGGCUAUCUGGGUUCAGGCAAAUCCACUCUGGUUAAUCAUAUAUUGAACACCCAACAUGGGAAGAAAAUUGCUGUGAUAUUAAACGAGUUUGGUGAGGAAAUUGGGGUUGAGAGGGCAAUGAUUAAUGAAGGAGAUGGUGGUGCUCUUGUGGAAGAGUGGGUUGAGUUGGCAAAUGGGUGUAUAUGUUGUACUGUGAAGCACAGCUUGGUCCAAGCACUGGAGCAGCUUGUGGAGAGAAAAGAAAGACUUGAUCAUAUAUUGUUGGAGACUACUGGUUUGGCCAACCCUGCUCCGCUUGCUUCGGUUCUGUGGUUGGAUGAUCAGUUGGAAGCGGCUGUCAAGCUUGAUUCGAUUAUUACUGUUGUGGAUGCCAAGAACCUUCGUUUUCAACUCAGUGAGAAUAAAAGUUCAUCCUCAUUUCCUGAAGCAUAUCUACAGAUUGCAUUUGCGGAUGUUGUAAUUCUUAACAAGGUUGAUUUGGUUUCCCCAGAGGGUUCUAAUGAAUAUCUGGAGGAACUUGAGAAUGAGAUACAUAGUAUUAAUUCACUUGCUUGUAUCAUCCGUUCUGUUCGGAGUCAAGUCGACUUGUCUAAGAUAUUGGAUUGUCGGGCCUAUGAUGCUAUGCAUGCUGCUCAUUUAGAAUCAUUAUUGGAAGAAAAUCGUGCUUUAUCUACCCGGGAUCUCCACGAUAGUGGUGUGCGAACCUUGUGCAUUCGUGAGCAACAGAAGGUCGAUCUUGAAAAGGUCCGUCUAUUGCUCGAGGAGAUUCUUUGGGAGAAGAAAUAUGGAAUGGAUGUGUAUCGCUGCAAAGGGGUUUUGAGCGUCCACAAUUCAAACCAAUUACAUACUUUGCAGGCAGUGAGGGAAAUAUAUGAGAUCGUGCCAACUCGUGAUUGGAAACAGGAAGAUAAUCAGAUGAACAAGAUAGUUUUUAUAGGGCAUAAUUUAAACGAAAAUGUUCUCACCGAGUUGUUUAGAUCAUGUGUAGUUUGUUGAUGUUCGAUUCUUUCUGUAUGGGUACUUUCUGCUAGAGUUUAUUAUCAAAACAUCAAUGGUGACUUAAUUGAAUUAACGCUGUGUUGAUUCCGAAUA
This is a messenger RNA of Argentina anserina (silverweed cinquefoil), 1230 nucleotides long. RefSeq lists its product as uncharacterized. The coding region runs from base 34 to 1134 and encodes 366 amino acids. The transcript has 9 exons. Gene Ontology annotation, cellular component: cytoplasm. Lineage: Eukaryota; Viridiplantae; Streptophyta; Magnoliopsida; Rosales; Rosaceae. The record is from RefSeq and is a predicted model, not a curated record.